This is a messenger RNA of Acanthosepion pharaonis, 624 nucleotides long. Lineage: Eukaryota; Metazoa; Mollusca; Cephalopoda; Sepiida; Sepiidae. The record is from the annotation of a GenBank genome assembly.
AUGAUACCCGGCUACAAUUCAAUCACGCAAGCAUUUUUGGGAACUUUAUUCACAUGGGCACUUACUGCUGUUGGUUCAGGACUUGUGUUUGUAUUUCGAAGUGGACAGAGGAAAAUACUUGAUGGAAGCUUGGGCUUUGCAGCUGGGGUGAUGACAGCUGCUUCCUAUUGGUCUCUACUUGAUCCUGCUAUUGAAAUGGCUCAAUCCUCUGGCUUUUAUGGAGCCAAUGGGCAGUGGGCAUUUGUACCUGUUGCAAUUGGGUUUGCUCUUGGCUCCCUAUUUGUUUAUACAGCUGAUAUUUUUAUACCCCAUACGGCUGAUAGUCCUACUAGUAUUGCCUUAGCUUUUGAUACAGAGCCUAAACGACUCAAAGAUGGAGAUAUUUCUGCUCAAGAAAUCCAAGAACAAAGUGGCCAACAAAAAGAUGCCAGCCUAGAAACUAGUGGUAUCGAGGGUCUUGCAGUUGGAGUUGGUUUUGGUGCAAUAGGAAAAAGUAAAUCUGCAACAUUUGAAAGUGCAAGAAAUUUGGCUCUGGGUAUUGGGAUUCAAAAUUUCCCUGAAGGUUUAGCAGUUAGUUUGCCUUUACGAGGUGCUGGUCUUUCUACAUUAAAAUGUUUUUGGUGA